AGUUUUCCUUAAUAAUUUGUUUGAGCUUCGCAAUGGCUCGGUGUAUUCCAUUGAAUGAAAAUAAUUUGCAUGUAAAUCUUGGAAAUCGUAUAGUGGAAAUAAAUUCGGAGGAAACUGAAGGAUUUGAAAUAAAUCUUGAGGAUUAUCCGGAUAUUCCUUUGGAGAGUGAUCAUUUAAUAAGUGGUAUAUCCAGUGGAUUUCCAUCUUUGGAUGACAGUCAUAUAGAGGAAAUUGGGACAACCACAGAACCAGCUGGCAAGGACCCCAAUGUCUUAGAUUUGAGUAUCUAUGGCAGCUCAUUAUAUCGCAUACCGGAUUAUAACAAGACAGCACGUCUUCUCGAAGAAUACGAACCCGAAAGUGCCGCUGUUAAUCCUGAAGAACUCGGUCCAUAUGUAGAGGGUGAUAUUCUUAUGCCUCAAACAUCGGUGAUAUUAAAAAAUGGUCUCAUCUCAACCUCAACACGUUGGCCCAAUGGCAUUGUUCCCUAUGAAAUUGGCGCCCAAUUUCAACGUCGUGACAUGAACGUUAUACGAAAUGCCAUCCAAGAAUAUCAUCGCAGAACUUGUAUACGCUUUGUGCCACGUACCAACGAAAAGGAUUAUAUCUCCAUAGUUAAUGGAAAAUCGGGUUGUUGGUCAUCGAUAGGACUUGUUGGCGGCAAGCAAGAAGUGAAUUUACAAUCGCCUGGUUGUUUGAGCAAACCUGGUACGGCCAUGCAUGAACUCAUGCAUGUGUUGGGGUUUCUUCACGAACAGAAUCGUCAGGAACGUGAUGGUUUCGUUGAUAUCAAAUAUCAGAAUAUUAGACAAGCUGCCUAUGAAAAUUUCAAAAAGGUUUCACCCACAAUUGCUUUUGGGGUGCCCUACGAUUACGGCAGUGUAAUGCAUUAUUCGCCGAGGGCUUUCUCACAGAAUGGUCAACCCACAAUUGUGGCGAAGCAUCCCGAUGGUAAUCAGAUCAUGGGUCAACGCAAUGGAUUCUCAAAUUUGGACAUAGAGAAAAUAAAUCGCAUGUACAAUUGUUACGCGAAUGAUUUAAACAACGAAAUCCAGCCUUCGGACAUUCCCACCCGCACAGCAUAUGCUCGACCUGGUCGUCUAAUUGGGAAUAUUGUUAGCAAUCUUAUGUCUCGUCUUACUCAAGUUGUUUAAUAUUACAUCUACAUAUGUACAUCUAUUUAGUUACGUAUUUGUAUAGACUGAAUUAGCAUCGAACUUCAUUUGUUGAAAAAAAAAACU
This is a messenger RNA of Musca domestica (house fly), 1241 nucleotides long. Its product is annotated as low choriolytic enzyme-like. Gene Ontology annotation, molecular function: metalloendopeptidase activity; zinc ion binding. Gene Ontology annotation, biological process: proteolysis. NCBI's taxonomy places the organism in Eukaryota, Metazoa, Arthropoda, Insecta, Diptera, Muscidae. The transcript is spliced from 2 exons. The record is from RefSeq and is a predicted model, not a curated record. The coding region runs from base 33 to 1154 and encodes 373 amino acids.